GAAGUGCGUAGGGGGUCAGGUGACCGGAAGCGUUCGGCGGCGGCGACGAAGCAGGGCGAUUCCGGGCAGGCGGGCGGGCGAGACCCGGCAACGGAGACAGCGAGCGGCGCGGCCCCGUUCUGACUCUGAUGCUUGGAAAUUGAGCCCUCAAACUGCAAAGAUGGUAAUAAACAUCUGCCUCCCACAGUUCAAGCCAAGAAUUCACUGCAACAAGAUUUCUGCUGAUGGUUAUGAAGUUGAAAACCUCAUCUCUGAAGAUCUUGCAAAGAGAAACCGGGGCUUUCGCAGUGAAUAUUUCAUCAAGCCCCCAGUCCAUGUUACUCUCUCCUUUCCCUUCAACGUAGAAAUCUGCAGGAUUAACAUAGACAUCUCAUCGGGCGGGUAUCAGAAUUUCACGGGGCUGGACAUUUACACGUCUACCUCAUUGAACAAAAGCUCUUGGAACAGCCCCGAGUCUCAGUUCUCAGGUCUGGCUGGUCAGCCUGUGUCGGACAAAGACGUUUUCACACUAGUGGGCAAAGCCAUUCUAAAAAAUCAAAGCAAAGUGACGUUCAGUCAUAGGGGCUUCAAGCCAAGGCCUCCUUUCCAUCAGAUGGAAGCUGUCUUCUACCCUGGUUCUGCAUCUCAAGACCUAUGGAAUAAAGGCCCUGCCUCACUGAGCAAUGUAUCGCACUUAAAAGUUUGCAUCUCCCACGUAGCGGGAGGUGGCCUCCCUUGCAUUAAAAGACUGGAGGUUUGGGGGCAGCCAGCUAAGUCGUGCCCGCAGGAAGUGAUGGACAGCGUGUUCCAAGUGGCCUCUGCGUGCCUGGCUCAAGGCUUGGGCAUCCAGAGUGCUGGUUUCGUGUUCCCAAUGGAAAGCGAGUGCGUGCCCUUAAGCAACUCCGACUGCGAACAGCAGAGUCUCCAAAAGCUGGUUGAUGUUGUUCAGGAUAUCCCUGAAGAGUUCUUGGACCCCAUCACUCUGGAGAUAAUGCCCUUCCCAAUGCUGCUGCCAUCUGGCAAGGUGAUCGACCAGAGCACUCUGGAGAAAUGCAACCGGAGUGAGGCUUCCUGGGGUCGGGUGCCCAGCGAUCCUUUCACUGGGGUUGCCUUUAGCCAACACUCCCAGCCCCUCCCUCACCCCUCUCUAAAGGCGAGGAUAGACCACUUCCUAUUACAGCACAGCAUCCCGGGCACCAAUCUCCUCGGGAGGGCUCAGGUCUUAGGGAUGGUCACACCUUCUUCCCUAACCAUUUCCUCUCUGAAAAGGAAAAUGGACUGUAUGGAGCAAAGCCCUGAUGACAGCAACCACGUAGAACCCUCUUAUUUUUCUACCACAAACUUACUAGCCAUGUCUACCUCCGAGAGCGGUGCUAAAAAAAUGAAAAUGGAGAGUGAUUCGCCUUUGGCCCAAAUGGACUGCUCGACAGGUCCAGUCUCUCAUGAACAGAAGCUGUCCGAAAGCUUGAACAUUGCCUUGACCUCUGCACUCAGCUCUAGGCCAUCAUUUACAGCUAGGUUGGUAAAAAGCCAGCAGCAGCCGCAUAGCGAGGGGGGCUGCAGCAGUUCGUGGAAUGCAAAUGCCCCAGCUGAGCACAAUAGCAGCCCAGUUCAAGGAUGCGCUUCCUGUAAUAGAACAUUUUCUUCUUAUUUCAAAACGGAGCCUGUUUACCAGCUUCCCUGCGGCCACUUCCUGUGUCGUCCUUGCUUAGCUGAAAAGCAGAAGUCCUUAACGAUACUGUGCAUGAAUUGUAAAAGGUCAGUCUCCACUCAUGAUGUGCUGAGGGUCCACUUUUAACUUCUUGCGCACUGCUAUUGAAAUGGCUGGCUGAAAGGCCCCAAGGAGAGCUGGAGCCGCUGCUGUUCUACUUGCCUGUAUUGAAUAGUACAAGGACGUGGUCCUUUAAAGAGCUUGCCAGAUGAGUGCACAUAAUUCUGAAGAGGACUUUGUCUUCUUAUGCUUACAAAGUAGUGGGGAGGGUAGAGCAUCACCCCAGAGCAAAGCGUUACAAGGAUAAUAAAGCCAUACGCUUCUUUAACAAGGAAAAUGUAUUUAUAUGAAACUGACAUCCAUCCAAUCGUGCACCAUCACUUCACCAUUCCAACGGCUCAGUGGUUAGCAUAGGUGCCUUUUGAACUGUGAGUUUAGCUUCCCUGUCACUUAAAACCAUUUCAAUAUUUGACAAGUAGCCAUUCAGUCCUGGGCCACGUGAAGUCCUUGUGAUUGAAUUCAUGCAAGCUACCUGACUUCUCCCCUUUCCUGCCCCCACUCUCUGCAAUUUCCCAGUGGUGCUAAGAGCACACAGUUCUCCUGUUCUGAAGACCAGUAAGUAAUGGAAAGAGGAGCUGGAGUUAGUGCGUAAGUAACUCUGAUGAUGAUCUCAUUCUGCUCAUACGAAUUGUAGAAAAGCCAUUGCAUUACACACAAUGUCACUCUGUUUGUCAUGUGACAGGACCGGCUCCCGUCUGGCUGAUAGACAUUUACGCCUUAAUAAAAUUAUGGUUAAAGUCA
This is a messenger RNA of Dermochelys coriacea (leatherback sea turtle), 2491 nucleotides long. RefSeq names its product U-box domain containing 5 (gene UBOX5). NCBI's taxonomy places the organism in Eukaryota, Metazoa, Chordata, Testudines, Dermochelyidae. The record is from RefSeq and is a predicted model, not a curated record. Gene Ontology annotation, cellular component: nucleus. Gene Ontology annotation, molecular function: ubiquitin protein ligase binding; ubiquitin-ubiquitin ligase activity. The transcript has 5 exons. Bases 161 to 1777 code for a protein of 538 amino acids. Gene Ontology annotation, biological process: protein polyubiquitination.